Diprion similis is the source of this 2423-nucleotide messenger RNA. It is a transcript of the gene Fbxl4, whose product is annotated as F-box/LRR-repeat protein 4. NCBI's taxonomy places the organism in Eukaryota, Metazoa, Arthropoda, Insecta, Hymenoptera, Diprionidae. The record is from RefSeq and is a predicted model, not a curated record. Gene Ontology annotation, biological process: SCF-dependent proteasomal ubiquitin-dependent protein catabolic process. The coding region runs from base 201 to 2240 and encodes 679 amino acids. Gene Ontology annotation, molecular function: protein binding. Gene Ontology annotation, cellular component: SCF ubiquitin ligase complex. The transcript is spliced from 9 exons.
CUUGGCAAUAAAUCUAUCCAGGAUAGCUUCGCUAGGAUAAUCAGGCACGGAGAGCUGCCUGAAGCCUUCGUCAUCAACGAAGCAAAUCUCGUGGCCAUCCUGAAAAAUGAAUGCAUCAAACGAGUCGUUAUCAAGUCAAGAUUGGAACUGGACAGGGUGACUUUCUCGACCGGAUCUGAAAGGCGCGACAAGGUGCAGCAAUGGUGUCCUGCGACGAGAUAAAAUCCGAGUGGAUAUCGGUGUCGAAUAAUAAAGGGGUGGAAAAAGAUGACUCGAUUAUUUUCACCGAGCAAUUCGUGAAUAAGGUGCAACACUUCAGCUCGCAGUACGGAAGUGACAAAAGCAUAUCCUACACGGCAUACAACAUAGCUGGUAACCCAAGCAAGUUCCCCGACUACGGUGAUUUUCCUCAGGCAUUUGUCAUGAGAACCUAUGGCUGCUGGUGGGACACGGCGCCAUCCAAACUAGUCGAUUACAUGCCGCAGAACAACGAUAAUGUCGUCUGCCAGGACUACAUAGAUGUGGCGUAUCAUCGGGAGGUUUAUCCAAUCAGAGUGUCCAUAUAUGAGACGUACAACCCGGGCAGCGUCGUUGGAAUUUGGGCUGCCAAGGGCAACGGAAAGUGGAGCCGCCUCUGGAGUGGCCUGCCGCAGGUCGUUUCGCACAAGUCGAGGAUAUUUUCUCCCCCUCUACAACCAUGCUCUUUCAAGACCAAGAUGCUUAGGCUGGAAUUCAACCACAGUAAGCUGGACUAUUACACAGAGCUGGACGCCGUCCUCCUCAUCGGCACUUCGGAACUCAUUCAACCCCACUUUAGAUUUAACAAUACAAACUUGAGCGCCUUGCUUCGGCAGCUCAAUGACAGCACCUGCGAUAGCGACGACGUUUAUAACAUGACACCAGAUUAUUUAGAAACACACAGAGACUUAAGGGAGCUUAAAAACACCUUCUACAAACACUGUCAACUCUCAAACAGAAAUGUUACGGGUAAGAUACACAAGGGGACCAUCAUCGACAGGCUUGGAACUGACUACCACUGCAUACCGCCAAUCGAAGAAGCAGUCAGCAGUCUACACAGGUUUCUCCAGGAAGACUUUCCAAAACUGAUGCGAGACAUCGAUCUUUCAACUUCCUCAGGAAGUCCAGUGGCUGGAACCAAGGCCGGGAAUUCAUUGCAGUCGGGUGAUAUUUGCGGCAGUUUUUCUGUGCUCCCUGAUGAAGCGGUACUGAAGAUUCUUAAAAAUCUCGACCUCAGAUCACUUUGCCGAUGUUGUCAAGUCAAUCGUCAUUUCAACAAUAUAGCAAGAGAUGCACUCCUCUAUACCAGCCUGAACUUGAAACCAUACUGGCACUGCGUUGACGCAAGCACGCUCGAAACAUUGGCCUUGAGAUGCCAAUAUCUGCAGCGUCUAGAUCUCUCCUGGUGUGGCAACUACAACACGAUAACACCUAAAGACAUUCAGGAAUUCCUCACGUCCAGUGGAAGUCAGUUGACGCACCUCAGAUUCAACUCCUGCCAAUUUGUCAACAAUUCCGUGAUACUGAAGGUAUCCAUGAUCUGCCGAAACCUAAAAGAGCUCUGCCUUCGCAACUGCGUGGAGAUAACUAAGGACGGAUUUUGGCCUCUGGCGAACCUGCAGCAGCUCGAACGUCUCGAACUUUACAGAACGUUGAUUCAGACGCCGCCGUUGUGCGCGAUUCUUAAGGGAAAUCGAGAUAUGCGCCACUUGAACCUCGCCGCCUGCGACCACGUUCAUAAUAUGGACGAUAUCGCCAUGGAGGUUGCCUACUCGUGUCCUCGCCUCGAGAGCGUAGAUUUCUGGAAGAGCCACAGCCUGACGCCUCACGGAGUUAGAGCCCUCGCUCGUUGCACGAUGCUUCGGGAGGUGGACUUCGGAUGGUGCCUAGGUAUGGGAGCUCCGGGGGAGUCGCUGAGAGCAUUGGCAGCGUCUUGUCAGAACCUGGAGAAGGUCUUCCUCGCUGCCCUUCGCGGCCUCACGGAUCGUGACCUCGAACCGUUCUUAUCCUGCUCUAAGCUCAGACAGUUGGAUUUUCUCGGAGCAAGAUCUCUUACUCCUGAAAUAUGUCUACGAUUUUUAUUAUAUUGCAAUAAGCUGGAAAUGAUGGAUCUUAGCUUUUGCGAAGGUAUAAGCGAUAUCAAGGUACACGAAUGGCGUCAGCUUUAUCCUCACGUGUCUAUUAAGCGCAGUUUUCAAGCAAGUGGGUCGGAUUUUACAUAGUUUAUCGAUGUUCUUGCACCGUUCGUCCGUUUUGCAGUUGCUCUUUUUCACCGUGUCACCUUGCAAUAGUCCGAAAUUCGCUUUUGUUUUGUCGGAUGGUUAGCUUGGUUAGAUGGUUUUUUUCCCUUGUAGAUCAGUUUCAUUUUCGGUGACAUUUUACAUUUUCGAACAAGAAAAUUGUUU